UUAAAAGAUUCACAUAAGAUUUGUUAUUCAUACAUUUAAUCCGUAGAGAACAAAAAAUUUGAUUUACUUUAUAAUAGUUAUUAAUCAUCAUGGUGAAUAAUCUGAAACCUGAAUGUUCCUUUGCAUCAUGGUAUCCUCAAUUUCGUAAAGAUUCUUUAAAUGCUACCAUUCUUGAUAUUCCUGAAGAAGUACUUAAAUACUUGGAGCAUGAUGCAUUUAUAUUACCUAUAGAAGCUACAAAUUCUGGCUUGCAAAACCCUGAGUGGUUAGAUGGUUCUCCAGUGAUAAACGAAGAGCAGUCACUUGAUUUUCAACCAACAUUCCCACAAUUUAGUAAAAAGAUCCAAGAUGUCAUAGAUGAAUAUGAUGCAGUUUUCAUUAAGAGUAAUUGGAGUUCACCUUUGGAUGCAACUUGGGUUGCACCAACCAAAACUCUUAAAUGCAAAACAUUGGAGGAAGUAUAUUUGCUAUUGAAAAGUUCAGACAGAAUUGCAAAAGAUUUAAGCAAUGUUAAAAAUUACACAAAUAAUGAAAAUUCGUUGACACCGUGUAUAAUAUUGAAACAAUGGCGAGAUAUUAAUCCUUGUACAGAAUUUCGAUGUUUUGUUGUAAACAAUGAACUUACAGCGAUCAGUCAACGAGAUAUAUCACAAUACCAUAGCUACAAUGAUUCAGAAAAAUUUAAUAUUCAGACAGAUAUCAAGAGUCUAUUUAUGGAACGUAUUAAAGACAGAUUUCCACUGAAUCACUAUUCGUUUGAUGUUAUUCGUUUUAAAAAAGAAAAGGUAAAAAUAAUCGAUUUUGGUCCUUUGGAUGAGUCUGCUACCAAAGGAACUCUUUUUACUUAUGAAGAAAUACAAAAUGAAAUAAAGCAUAUACCAGAAUUCAGGUUUAUAGGCGAGGAAAUUGGUAUUCAACCAAAAGCUCCAAAUCAUAUUUGUGUUCCACAAGAAGUAAAUGAAUUUUUUACCUCUAAUGAAAGUUCCUCGUUAUUAGACAUUAUUCAACAAGAAGUAGCAAGUCAACAGAAAGAAUCUGAAAGCAAAACCUGAUGUGUAUUUAGAAAAAGGAUUGUACGUAUGUAACGACUAUUUGAUAUUUUAAUUUAUUAUUGUUAUUUAUGUUUUAUUAAAGAAAACGGUUUUGUAAAAAAGAAAAGAUGUUACGUUUUGAAUUAGUCUCAAGUUCACAAAAAAAAGUUAAUCCAGUGAACAAUAAAUAAAGAAAUGUACACCUUGGGAACAUUUUUAAAUACAGAACUUUCACUUUUA
Molecule: messenger RNA, 1271 nt
Organism: Osmia lignaria (orchard mason bee)
Lineage: Eukaryota; Metazoa; Arthropoda; Insecta; Hymenoptera; Megachilidae
Product: translation initiation factor eIF2 assembly protein
Cellular component (GO): cytoplasm
Source: RefSeq, a predicted model, not a curated record